Molecule: messenger RNA, 387 nt
Organism: Caenorhabditis remanei
Lineage: Eukaryota; Metazoa; Nematoda; Chromadorea; Rhabditida; Rhabditidae
Exons: 3
Coding region: 1-387 (128 amino acids)
Source: RefSeq, a predicted model, not a curated record
AUGAAUCGCUUCAUAAUCUGUUCUUUCGUGCUUCUCGCAGUUUUUGCUCUCUACGGUGAGGCUUCUGUUGCUCAACAACGCGUUAAGGAGGGAGAAAAACUGGAGCUUGCAGUCUUCAAGGGAGCCAAAGCAAUCAAGAGAAAAGUCGCUGCCGGAGAGCAGAUCUUCCAUUUCGAAGGAGUUAACAAGGGAUCGUUUGUUGAUGAAAAAGAGAAUAAGAUUGAUUCAUCGAACUAUGAAGAGAGCAACGGCCAUUUGAUUAUCAAGAAGUUCACCAAGGCUGAUGUUGGAUCUUAUGCUGAGCACCCAACGAAGAUCAUCAAGACCAAGACCGACCAUGGAUUCAUGUCCGUUUUAGGACCAGUUCUUGAAAUUUCUCUCGAAUGA